This is a messenger RNA of Bursaphelenchus xylophilus (pine wood nematode), 2398 nucleotides long. NCBI's taxonomy places the organism in Eukaryota, Metazoa, Nematoda, Chromadorea, Rhabditida, Aphelenchoididae. The record is from the annotation of a GenBank genome assembly.
AUGCUUUCCAAAGUGCGCUCUGUUAUCUCACCACGACAAGCGUCGAACAGCGAUCAGCCCAAGGUCGGGUUGGUGGUGGACAUGGCCGACUCUCAUCUGAUUGGCGGGAUAUUUCCGGGUAAGCGAAUUACAGUACCAAAAGCACAAAACUUUCUGCAAAAUAGACCACGUUUUUAUGGAGGUUGUAGGUCACGCAUACCUUGUAUAAUCAUAGUUGUGACGGGGAAAUUAAUUUUAGAAGCUAUCUGACGUCUCUCUACAAGUUUUAUAAACGUAUUUAAAGCUUAGGAAAGGCUGUUGUAAGGGUGAUAUGUCACUUAUGUGGAGUUAUUGGUGUUUGAGGGCCUUAUCCUCGUAUUAUAAUAGACAGAGUAAGUUGAGUGCGCAGGGAGUGAAAAAAUUGUCAUUACAUAUUGGAAAAACAUGUCAUCUUGAUGAUUAAUCAUUUUUUCAUACUAAAUUUGAAUUUUUCAGUUACAGUAGGCCCUGACAAAGAGGAAUACCCCUAUUCCCGCCCAGAAUUCCUGCAUUUCACGGAAGAAGAUGUCGCUUUGGCCUUGGAUCAACAAGUUCGGCCAGUUUUAUGCCCCAAAUUCCCGAACCGAAUGCCUGCUGUUGCUGGUUACGCUGAAUGUUGUAAUGCCGGGAAGUCGACGUUAAAUGAAGAUCAAGCCGCUGCAAAGAUCCUGCAGUUUCAUCAACAGGGUUACGAGGCCGAAAGCAUGGUCGUUUUGAAUGAUAAAAACAAAAAAAUCAAGAAAGAAGACCGCAAAAAGUCGGACGAAGAUGUCCUCAGCUUUUCGCCCAGCUUGUCGGUGAGUAAUUGGGGUUUUUCUGAUGAUUCGUGUUGAAUAUUUAGAGUGAUGACAGCCCAGGAGUCCCUGAAAUUAAGGCAGCCUACUUUGGAUUAUUCGAUGGGCAUGCUGGGAGUGGCGCGGCAUCGAUUUCAGCCAAUUGUUUGCACGAGCACAUCAAGGUAGGGUUUCAUCGUUGCUGAGAUUACGGUAGUUUUGGUUGUAGAAUCGGAUGAACGAGGUUGUGGAGACCGUUUUGACGCUAUCCGCGAGAGAAACACAUAUGGUCGGGAAGAAGGCGAAGAAGGAGGACCAAUGUAAUCGGUACAACUCGAUUGAUAGCCAAAGUCUUAUAAUCGGGGCUCUGGAAAAGGCUUUUCUGGAAAUGGUAAGACCAAUUAGCUGUUGAUUAGUCUGGAAUCUCAUUUUGAAUUUCAUACGGGUUGAGCUUAUUGCUUGGACCCAGCCUUGAUUUUUGAUCUGCCAUCAAAAAUUUUGUCAUCAAAAAAUAAAAAAUUAACUUCAGGACAACCAAAUCGUCGAGGAGAAGCAAUACGUUCGAAUCGGCGGUGGCUGUGCGGUCCUUGUCUCCCUUUUCUGCCUAAACAAGAUAUUCAUAGCGAAUGCGGGCGAUUGUCGAGCGAUUGUGGUUACCCCAAGAGAAGUUCGACAACUCAGUGAAGACAUGACACCUGUCCGCGAACGGAAACGACUUCAGUUUUUGGCCUACAACAACGAAGACGCGUUGAAUAACUCCUUCUCCAGGUUCGAAUACAGCAGAUUCUUGACUCACAAAGACUUGGGGAGGAAGGUUUUGUAUCGCGAUUACAACAUGGAUGGGUGGACGACAAAAACGGUGAAGGAGUAUGAUCUGCGACCGCCUUUGAUUAGUACACGCAGCAAAAAGGCGCGAUUGUUGAAUACGAUCGGCGUUAGUCGAGGGUUUGGAGAUCAUCAUCUGAUGACCUACGAUGACAAGAUCAGUAUAAAGCCGUUCUUGACAGCUUCUCCGGAGGUAAGGACUAUACUUUAUAAAUAUUUUCUGUAGGGCUUAGAAUUUUGUAAAUGGGUUUUUUUUGUAAAAAUUAUGUUAAAAUUUUUAACAAAAAAUCGGAAAAAAGUUUUGGUUCACCCUAAUAAAAAAGUUCUUUGUAGGUAACAGUGUUCGACUUAUCUACAAUGUCCGAACUAACCGAUUCGGACGUCUUGAUCAUGGCUUCUGACGGUUUAUGGGAUGUGUUGAGCAAUGAAGACGUCGCGAAGAUCGUCCGGACUUGUCUCAGCCAAACAGACCCUUCAGAUCUCACUCGGUAAGACUAAGCCAUCUAAAGUAAGAUAAGUAAUCAUUCAGAUACACAAGUGUCGCCCAAGAUCUUGCAGCUGCUGCACGAGGCAAUCCCAUGGAAGGGUGUAAAUGGCGACUCACCUGGAACAAAGAUACGAACAUAGAGCAUAUAAAAGAGAGCCCCGCCACGUCUAGCACGUCUUACGGGACUCAGGCCUCUUUGGAUGACAUUACAGUGUUCGUGAUUCCCUUGAAAUUCGCCAUAAAUUUACCGAGGGAUGAUGAUGACGAGGAUGAUGAGGAAUUACUCGUAUUUUAG